AUGGACCCAAAGAGUGAAGCGAUCAGAAAUGCAUGGCAAUACUUGAGAUACGGCAACUAUGAUGAAUUUCAGAACAUAUAUGAGAAGAAUUCUCAAUACAUGGGGCCUGAUUCAUACAUUACCGAAGAAGGUGUUGAGCAACAAACUUUUUUAAUGAUUGCUGCCUACUCAAACUCGAAAAAUGCAUUGGAAUACUUAGUUGGUAAAGGAGCAAAUGUAGAAGCUCGCAAUUUUAAUGGAUACAGCGCUUUACAUUUUGCAGCUCAAUCUGGAGCAAUGGACGCUAUUACGUUUUUAGCUAACUUACCAGAAAAUAAAGGUUCAACAGACUCACGAAAUCAACGUAAAAUAAAUAUAGAUUGCCGAACUACUGAUGGAAAAACGCCUUUGUUUAUUGCUGCCAGCCGUGGACACAUAGAAGCAGUAAAUUACUUACUCUCUAUGGGUGCUGAGGUUGAUGCAUCAGAUAGCGAAGGUUAUACACCAUUAAUGGCUGCUUUGAUUGGAAAUCAUAAAAAAGUUGUUGAAACAUUAGUUGCUAAGAAUGCGGAAGUAUUCCACAUGACUGCUAAUAAGCUAACACCUAGUAUAAUAGCAACAGAAUACAAAAGAACUUGGUUCAAGGAAAAAUAUAUUCAUUAA
Trichomonas vaginalis G3 is the source of this 642-nucleotide messenger RNA. RefSeq names its product spectrin binding. Gene Ontology annotation, biological process: protein localization to ciliary inversin compartment. Gene Ontology annotation, cellular component: ciliary inversin compartment. The record is from RefSeq and is a predicted model, not a curated record. The coding region runs from base 1 to 642 and encodes 213 amino acids. Gene Ontology annotation, molecular function: protein binding. Lineage: Eukaryota; Parabasalia; Trichomonadida; Trichomonadidae. The transcript has a single exon.